AUGGCAGUUCCCCCCAACUCCUGCCUCUUGGCUUAUCUGUUCACCUUCAUGGUCCUGCAGCUGCCCACGCUGAAUUCAGCUCCCUUCGAUGUGAUCGCACCUCAGGAGGCAGUGCUGGCCCUACUGGGCUCAGAUGCCGAGCUGACCUGUCGCUUCUCCGCAAACGCGAGCGCGGAGUACAUGGAGGAGCUGCGCUGGUUUCGACAGACUAGGUCGCCAGCUGUGCUUCUUUAUCGGGCUGGUCAGGAGCAGGAGGACCAGCAGAUGACCGAGUACCGCGGAAGGGUGACGCUGGUGACCGACGGGCUCCCGGACGGCCGCGCUACUCUGCGGAUCCGAGGUGUCAGGGUCUCGGACCAGGGGGACUACCGGUGUUUUUUCAAAGACAAGGACUACUCCGAGGAGGCCUUUGCGCAUCUCAAAGUGACUGCGCUGGGCUCUGAUCCGCACAUCAGUCUGGGAGUUAAGGAGAAUGGUCAGAUCCAGCUGAAAUGCACCUCCUCAGGGUGGUUCCCAGAGCCAGAAGUGCAGUGGAGAACGCCCUCAGGAGACAGCCUUCCAUCCGCAACAGAGUCCAGCAAUCGUGAUGAGGAAGGCCUGUUCACUGUGGCAGCUUCGGUGAUCCUCACAGACAGUUCCGUAAAGAAUGUGUCCUGCUGCAUCCAGAAUCUCCUCCUGGGCCAGGAGAAGGAAGUAGAGAUCUCUGUACCAGCUCCCUUUGUGCCACGACUGACUCCGUGGAUAGUAGCUGUGGCUGUCGUCAUACUAGCCCUAGGAUUUCUUACUGUUGGGUCCAUAUUUUUCACUUGGCGACUAUACAAGGAAAGAUCCAGAGAGCAGAAGGGUGAAUUUGGCUCUAAAGAGAGACUUCUGGAAGAACUCAGGUGUAAAAAGACGGCGCUGCAUGAAGUGGACGUGACCCUGGAUCCAGACACAGCGCACCCCCACCUCUUUCUGUAUGAGGAUUCAAAAUCAGUUCGCUUGGAAGAUUCACGUCAGAUCCUGCCUGAUAGACCAGAGAGAUUUGACUCCUGGCCCUGUGUGUUAGGCCGAGAGAUCUUCACUUCAGGGAGACAUUACUGGGAGGUGGAGGUGGGAGAUAGAACUGACUGGGCCGUUGGUGUGUGUAGAGAGAAUGUGGUGAAGAAAGGGUUUGACCCCAUGACCCCCGAGAAUGGGUUCUGGGCUGUGGAGUUAUAUGGAAACGGGUACUGGGCCCUGACCCCACUCAGGACCCCUCUCCCUUUAGCAGCCCCUCCUCGCCAGGUUGGGGUUUUCCUGGACUAUGAGUCAGGAGACAUUUCCUUCUACAACAUGAGCGAUGGGUCUCUUAUCUAUGCUUUCCCUAGCACCUCUUUCUCGGCCCCCCUACGUCCCUUCUUUUGCCUGUGGUCCUGUGGUAAAAAACCCCUGACCAUCUGUCCAACUGCCAAGGGACCUGAGAAAAUCACAGUCAUUGCUAAUGUCCAGGACACCGUGCCCUUGUCCCCACUGGGGGAAGGCUCUGCUUCUGGAGAAGCAGAUACUCUCCAUUCUAAACUGAUACCUUUCUCACCUAGCCAAGUGGCACCUUAG
Messenger RNA from Chionomys nivalis (European snow vole), 1575 nucleotides. RefSeq names its product butyrophilin subfamily 1 member A1 (gene Btn1a1). The coding region runs from base 1 to 1575 and encodes 524 amino acids. The transcript is spliced from 7 exons. Gene Ontology annotation, molecular function: signaling receptor binding. Gene Ontology annotation, biological process: regulation of cytokine production; T cell receptor signaling pathway. Lineage: Eukaryota; Metazoa; Chordata; Mammalia; Rodentia; Cricetidae. Gene Ontology annotation, cellular component: external side of plasma membrane. The record is from RefSeq and is a predicted model, not a curated record.